AUUACGGUGCUAACUGAGACUGAAUUUAUGAUUAACUCAAGACCUUUGACAUACGUACCUUUAGACCAUGAUGACGACUUACCUCUGACACCAAAUGAUUUUCUGUUUAUGAAAACCGACUCUCAUGACUAUCCCUUUGGAGUAUUCACUGAUUAUGACUUACUAAGACAGACCUGGAGGGAAUCCCAGCGACUUGCAGACUUGACUUGGAAGCGCUGGGUAAAGGAGUACCUGCCGACUUUGACUCGACGUGACAAAUGGUACCGCGACAACGACAGACCACUGAUUGUAGGUGACUUAGUUGUGAUUGCUGACGAUCAACUACCCCGCAAUCAGUGGCCUCUUGGCAGGGUCGAUCAGGUUUUUCCUGGCAAGGACGGCCUGAUCCGUGUGGCCCAAGUCAAGACAAGACAUGGACUUUACGUUAGACCUGUGACAAAGUUGUGUCGGCUGGACGUCCGCUCCUCAACUUGA
Molecule: messenger RNA, 474 nt
Organism: Amyelois transitella
Lineage: Eukaryota; Metazoa; Arthropoda; Insecta; Lepidoptera; Pyralidae
Exons: 1
Source: RefSeq, a predicted model, not a curated record